Molecule: messenger RNA, 2625 nt
Organism: Dendrobium catenatum
Lineage: Eukaryota; Viridiplantae; Streptophyta; Magnoliopsida; Asparagales; Orchidaceae
Product: probable protein phosphatase 2C 51
Exons: 11
Coding region: 94-2625 (843 amino acids)
Biological process (GO): protein dephosphorylation
Cellular component (GO): cytosol; nucleus
Molecular function (GO): protein serine/threonine phosphatase activity
Source: RefSeq, a predicted model, not a curated record
AGGAGACACGGAACGCUUUUUGCUCGGUCCUGCCUCCAUGAAAAUCGACAGAAUCACUCAAAGUGAGCGACGAAAACGAGACUCUUUCGAGAUAUGUACAUCGAGCACAUCAUCCUGUUAGGUUUUCUGGGCUUCCUAUUGAUCCCAUCAUUCGCCGGCGAAACCCAAACUUGUCUGGCUGUUUACAAGGAAGGCGGCGCCCCGGCAGUCUUCCAGUCGCCAAAGUGCCCCCGGUGGACUCUUCCCGCCGAUGCUCCUGGCGGUCCUCCCACCAACUGCCAGAUCGCUGUUCGCCAGGGGAGGCGCAGGUCUCAGGAAGACCGAGCCGUCUGUGUCUUAGAUAUAAGGAUCCCAUUCUUAGGGAGAAAAGGAAUCAAGGAGAAACUAGUUGGCAUUGUGGCUGUGUUUGAUGGUCAUAAUGGUGCCGAAGCCAGCGAUUUGGCUUCCAAACUUCUAGUGGAGUAUUUUUCACUACAUGUGUAUUUUGUCCUUGAUGGGAUAUAUUCUGCAAUACUUAAGAAGGCUUCUGAGAAAUUGACAUACAAUGAAGAGCAAGAUGUGAUUGUCCAAGUGCUUGAAUCGGCCAAAGACGAAAGUUGGCUAAAGUGGGGUCAAAAAAGGUCAGAGUGGUCAUCUACUAUUUUCGAAGAAUCUUUUCAUUUGGAAAUUCUCAAAGAAUCACUGCUGAGGACAAUUCAUGACAUUGAUGUGACAUUUUCUAAGGAAGCUUUAAAACUUAACCUUCAUUCUGGCUCAACUGCAACCAUUGUUCUUAUAGCAGAUGGCCAUAUUUUGGCUGCCAAUGUUGGUGAUUCGAAGGCCUUUUUGUGUUCAGAAAGUUUGGAUCCUUAUUUUGAAAAAGCCAGUAAAUCAAAGUUAAAGAGGCGCAGGAGACAUGAAGCAGUUAUUUCUCCAGUAAAUGUAUAUGAAGGGUCUAAAAUGACAAAUUAUAAUGCAGUAGGAUAUUAUGCUAAGGAGCUUACAAGAGAUCAUCACCUUGCCCGAGAUGAUGAAAGAAAUCGUGUGGAAGCUGCUGGUGGAUUUGUUGUGGAGUGGGCUGGAGUUCUUCGGGUCAAUGGUGAGCUAGCCUUGUCCCGAGCAAUUGGAGAUGUGCCUUUCAAGAGAUACGGUGUCAUAUCCAUUCCCGAGGUGACAGAUUGGCAAUAUGUAAGUGAAAAUGAUAGUUUUCUGGUCACCGCAUCUGAUGGAAUCUUUGAAAAAAUGACCACUCAAGAAGUCUGUAAGGUUUUAUGGGAUGAGAACUUAAGAUCCAGUACUAAACCUUGGUGUGUACAUGCUUUAUCACAUUCUUGUGCUGAUUCAAUUAUAAAUAAUGCUUUUGAAAGAGGAAGCAUGGACAAUCUGGCAGCUGUUGUUGUUCCACUAAGAUCUGGUGGUGUUUCUGAGGCCUUCUUUCAAGAUCAGCUUGAUGUAGCUGAUUUGUCAUCCUUUGGGUUACAAAAGGUCGUCAACCAACAAGGUGGUUAUCAAGUGAAUAAUGGAGUUGGUACAAGUAUUCUUUCUUCAAAUUAUUAUAAGAGCAUGAUUUCAAAGUUUGAUCGGCUGAUGAUUGAAGCUAGAAACAAGACUUUUGGAUGCUUCUAUUUAUCUGAAAAUCUCAAUAAUGACAUGGAAUAUGUUUUUCAAUCCCCUAAGACUGUCAGAGAGAGUGCUUUUAGCGAUUUUGAUCACACAUUGCUGGAGCCUAUUGAGUCUUAUUCUAGUGGGGGAUCUCUAGAUUUAUACAAUGACCAUAAAAUCUGCUGGCACUUUGGGAUUCAUGAAGGAGAUAAAGGCCAAUGCAAUAGUCCUGAGUUUUUCACGAGUUUUCUUGGGCUUCUUGAUUCUGUCUCGGACAAUGACACUAAAUCUAACCAUACAAAGUCGUUUGGUCAUAGAAUACCUGAUCUAAGGUACAAACUGAAGAGAAGGUUUGACCGGGGUUCAUAUGGUGAAGUUUGGUUGGCAUUUCGUUGGAAUUGUUAUAAUGAACAUGAUGCAUCCCAUUCUUUGCAUAGUGGUCAGGCUGAUUCUUUGGGCAGCCGAAGGCUUACUACGUAUUUGUAUGAUGUAAGCUCAUCUGUGAGCCCUCUCAAUGAAUCCUGCAAUAGUAACUCGAGUGAUGGAGAUUCAUUCAUUUUGAAACGUAUAAUGGUAAGCAACUGCUUGGGUUUGCCUGAUCAUAUGGUUUUCCCUGCGAUUGCUUUGGUUUGUGACGCUGGGCUUCCUAAGCCAGUGUUUUUGGCCUUUGAUGGUUUGAAGGAAGUGGAUCCUCAUCUCUCUAUUUCUGAUUAUCCCGUGCAAGAGGCUGAUGAUUCUCUAGCUGUUAUUGGGAAGGAUCCUUUGUGUUAUACUCCAACUUUCUCUCCUAUUUUGGAAGUGGUUAACAUGGAAUUGUGUUGUGUUAACACAAUGGUGGUAAAUGAUUCAUUGAGUGAAAUGCCUGAUGUUGCUGUUGAACCUGCUAUACCCUCUUCUUCUUUUAUAAUUUCUGAUGGCAUGGUUGAGAUCCCUGUUUCUAUUAUUUCUAAUGAGGAUUUAAAAGCUCAAUUGGAUAUGUCUUUGCAUGAUUCUUGUGUGAACCAGUCAGAUUGGCUUGAAGACCACUUAUCCCCGCUUGGUUAG